Neltuma alba is the source of this 958-nucleotide messenger RNA. RefSeq names its product heavy metal-associated isoprenylated plant protein 3. The record is from RefSeq and is a predicted model, not a curated record. Gene Ontology annotation, molecular function: metal ion binding. NCBI's taxonomy places the organism in Eukaryota, Viridiplantae, Streptophyta, Magnoliopsida, Fabales, Fabaceae.
UCCCCACUAUCCUCGCGUAACUAACCCCUCCACCCCGGCCACUCUUUCUGCCUCCUUAUAAAUUCUCCACCACCCUCCAACCCUCAGUCCCUCACUUCCAUCUCCCACCAAAUAUCCCCAUGGGCCAGAAGAAGAAGACCCAGAACGAUGGCCAAACAAACGAGAAGAACGAUGCCGCCAAGAAAGGCGAAACUACUCCUGCCACCGUCGUCUUGAAGGUCGACUUGCAUUGUGACGGCUGUGCUUCCAAGAUCACUCGUUUCCUCAGGUGCUUUCAAGGCGUGGAAACUGUGAAAGUCGAUGGUGAUUCCGGCAAGGUGACGGUCACCGGUAAUGUGGACCCGUCGAAACUCCGAGACAAGCUCGCCGACAAAACCAAGAAGAAGGUGGACCUUAUCUCUCCCCAGCCCAAGAGGGACAACAAGGACCCCAAAAACGACAAGAAGAAGCCCGACGACAAGUCUGAGAAGAAGAAUCCCGACGAUAAAAAAUCCAAAGAGCCUCAGCAGUCAACGGCAGUUCUGAAGAUGGCAUUACACUGUCAGGGAUGCAUCGAGAGGAUUCGCAAGACAGUAUCCAAAACCAAAGGAGUUAAGGAACUGUCCAUAGACAAGGACAAGGAAACUGUGACGGUGAAGGGGUCUAUGGACGUGAAAGCUCUUGUCGAAAGUUUGAAGGAGAGGCUGAGAGGAAUGUUGAGGUGGUUCCCCCCAAGAAGGACAAGGACAAGGAGAAAGAGAAAGAUGGCGUGGGUGAAAAAGAAGGAGGCGGCAAAGGCGGCGGGAAGAAGAAAGGUGGUGGAGAGAAGAAGGCUGAGGAGGAAGCUGACGGCGGCGACGGCGGAGGGAAACUAGGGCAGCACAGGAUGGAUUUUAUGUUGCCUCCCUAUGCGUAUGGGUAUACCUGCGGUCCGGUUUAUUAUAUGGAGCCAGUGCAUCCACCACAGAUGUUCAGCGAC